GUGUGUGUGUGUGUUUUGAGGUUUAGUGAAGCAUCUCGUCUGCUGCUGUCAUGGAAAGACUUGAGGUGAAACGAAGCGUUGUGUGUGAUCGCUGAUGAACUUGAUAACCCCAGAGACCAGCAUGCCAAGAUGGGACGUCUAUCUUUGAAACUUCUUGUCUUCCUCCUUUGUCUCCUGCUUCAUCUUCAUCCUUCGUGUCCUUACUCGCUGAAAAGCUGCACCAUCGCUUACACCGAGGACGUCUCGGCGGACGUUGUGUUGGAUUGCACCAACCGUAAACUUGUUACGAUACCUGACGACAUCCCCAGAGAGGCAAACUCAGUCAAUCUUGGCCACAAUCAGAUCAAUCGGAUCAACAAGAAUGAUUUUGGCAACUUGUCAAAGGUGAGAAUUUUGUUCCUGUACGAGAAUGAGAUCUCUGACGUGGACGAUGGAUCCUUCCUUUUCAUGGUGUCAUUGACCAGGCUCUACAUGAGCACGAACAAACUCACGAACCUGACGGCCAACCUUUUUCAGGGACUGUCAAAACUCACCCUGCUAGACCUCAGCAGCAACAGCAUUCAGCUCAUUCAUCCUUUGGCCUUUCAGUUCCUGUCCAGUUUACAAACGGUGAAGUUGGACACCAACAAGCUCCGACAGAUCACGGACAUCCAACCCAUCCUACAGCUACCGCACCUGCACAACCUGAGCAUUAGCACUAAUCUGUUUCCCUCCUUUGAGACCAAAGAUCUGCUGCUCAACACAUCCACGAGCCUGAAGGUGUUAGACGUUUCUUACAAUGUCUUUGAACGAUUCAGCAUCACGACGCAGAUCUUCCCUCACCUUGAGAUGAUUGACCUUUCUAGAUGUGGCCAAUCAGCUGGCUUCAAAUGGGACGUCACUGACAAGACUUUGCUGAAGAGCAUAACUCGACUGCACUUCAGCCACACUUUGAUUUCUUUUGAAGACAUCCAAAAAGUCCUGCAGAGCCUCGACUCGCUGAUGCAUCUAAAACUGAAUUACAUGGACUCCUGGAUCCACAAAGGUCUCUUAGCUACGGUCUGCGAAAUACCGACACUAAAGAAGCUCAACCUGUGCUUCAACCAUGUCGCCAAUUUAAGUGCAAAACUUGUGACUUGCUCUCAGCUCACUGAACUCAACCUGUCCUGUACCGACCUGACUGAACUGUCCAAUGGCUCGAUUCUGCCGAUGAAGCGACUGAGGUAUCUCACUGUAGACACCAAUUUACUCACCAAAGUGCCGGACGACAUUAAGAGUCUCUCCUCGCUCGAGAUCCUAAACCUCGACGACAAUCUCAUCUCUGAGUUGGACUGUGACGAUUUCCUGAACACAACACGUCUCACAGAGCUUUAUUUGAACACCAACCACAUCUCCAAACUGGACAGUUGUGUCUUUGAGCAUCUCAACCAUCUGAAGGUUUUAAGUAUCAGUGGCAACCUGCUGUGGACAUUCGGAGGCGCCUUCAAAACAGGCCCACACAAUCUCAACAUCUUGGAUGUGAGCAAAAACUUUGUGGCUAGUCUUGACCAGGGUGAUUUUCAAGGUUUAGGGUCCCUAGAAUAUUUGGAUGCGGUGUCAAAUAACAUCGGCAGGGUGAAACAAGGAGCAUUUGACGGACUGAACAAGCUCAAAACUCUUUGUGUGUCUCUUCCACUCGAGUUCGAGAAUAACUUCAGAGGACUACAGCGGGUGGAAAAUAUCACAAUGUACUUCAAUACUGAUGUCAGGUUCAAAGGUCCUCAACCAAAUGAUCACGAGGCUUUGUUGUGUUUGAAAUCCCUGAAAAUGUUCACAAUAAUCUGCAGGGGGUAUCACCACGGCUUCCCCUUCGACAUACCCAAAGAGAUUGUCCAGUCCAUGAAUCAUCUGGAGGAGUUCACAGCUGAUAAUGUUUAUAUUUCUGUACCUGAUCCGGACACAUUCAAAUUCAAUCCCAAUCUCAAGAGUCUGACACUUCGGCAAACUGAUUUGUCAGCUCUUGGUCCUGAACUGUUUCAGCCAAUCCCAAACCUGCAGGCUCUCGACCUUUCCAACACCAAGCUCAUGUCUUUGGAUUUUCUGGCCCAGGCUGACCUGUUCGCACUCAGACGGUUGACGCUGACUCACAAUAAGAUCACAGUGAUUAACGAGACCAUCUUCCAGUCUCUCCCUGCACUCAGAUACCUGGACCUGAACAACAACCCGUUCACCUGUGACUGCUCCAACGCUGGAUUUAUCCAGUGGGUGAAGAGCGACAACCAAACACAGGUUGUGAAUGGCCAUGAGUACACCUGUUUCUUUCCUGCGGCAGAACAAGGAAACAAGUUGCUGGACUUUGACAUCCAGUUCUGUCGGAUAGACGUUAACUUCUUCUUCUUCAUUUCAAGCACUUCUAUAGUUUUGCUAACUCUUCUCACAGCCUUCAUCCUCCACUUUCUGAGGUGGCAUCUAGUGUACACCUUCUACAUCUUCCUGGCCUUCCUCUACGACAGCAAGAGGAGAAAGAGGGGAACUCCUCACGACUACGACGCCUUCAUCUCCUACAACGCUCAUGAUGAGGCCUGGGUUUACAGAGAAAUGCUUCCAGUGCUGGAAGGAGAGCAGGGCUGGAGACUCUGCCUGCACCACAGAGACUUCCAACCAGGUAAACCCAUCAUAGAGAACAUUACAGACGCCAUCUAUCGCUGCAGGAAGACCAUCUGUGUGAUCAGCCGACACUAUCUGCAGAGCGAGUGGUGCUCCAGAGAGAUCCAGAUGGCGAGCUUCCGCCUGUUUGACGAGCAGAAAGACGUGCUGGUCCUGCUGUUUCUGGAGGACAUCCCGGCCCAUCAGCUGUCUCCAUAUUACCGCAUGAGGAAGCUGGUGAAGAAACGCACCUACCUGAGCUGGCUGCAGGCGGGCCAGCACAAGGGAGUCUUCUGGCAGAACGUCUGGAGAGCGCUGGAGACCGGAGACGAUCCCGCUGACCACACGGACCUCCUGACUGGACCAGCAGGGUGCUGAGACCGUGACACUGUGGAGAAAACAGGCCUCCAUAAAGUCAUUAAUCAGAGAAAUAAAAAGUUCUUUGCUGACAGACCUGCUGUGAUGGUUUGAUCUGAGCUCCGACAGAACAACAUGAACCUGAGACAUGUUGGAUGGAUCCAGACAGACAUGAUGAAGAGUCUGAUGGACACGGAGAUGUUUCACAUUCACUGACUUCCAUCAGUCUGCUACAAUA
Messenger RNA from Larimichthys crocea (large yellow croaker), 3199 nucleotides. Its product is annotated as toll-like receptor 13. Gene Ontology annotation, molecular function: signaling receptor activity; protein binding. The transcript is spliced from 4 exons. NCBI's taxonomy places the organism in Eukaryota, Metazoa, Chordata, Actinopteri, Sciaenidae. The record is from RefSeq and is a predicted model, not a curated record. The coding region runs from base 130 to 2982 and encodes 950 amino acids. Gene Ontology annotation, biological process: toll-like receptor signaling pathway; inflammatory response. Gene Ontology annotation, cellular component: plasma membrane.